Messenger RNA from Exophiala oligosperma, 3769 nucleotides. RefSeq lists its product as uncharacterized. The coding region runs from base 395 to 3106 and encodes 903 amino acids. The record is from RefSeq and is a predicted model, not a curated record. NCBI's taxonomy places the organism in Eukaryota, Fungi, Ascomycota, Eurotiomycetes, Chaetothyriales, Herpotrichiellaceae. The transcript has 4 exons.
CUCAAGAUCAUCCAUCUGUCUUCCUUGGAAUCGACGUCAUUCAUUCUGCUUCUUGCUCCUCGACUUUUCCUGUGCUCUGCCGUCUUCCAGCUUCUCCCGUCGCAUCUCAUUUCCCUCGUGUUUCCUGUUACGUCCCACCGUCCGCAUCGUUCCAGCUUUUGUCUGGUAACUUCGUCAUUAUCUCUCGUCUGUCGACCCCAAGCUCCGUCCCGCUGCUCACAGUGUCCUCAUAUUCAUAACCAACCCAUUACACAACACAAUGCUGCUCUCGACAUAGCCAUCUACUUCAACACCCCCCCGAUCUUUGUGUCCGUCGACCCUCUGUCUCCCUCUCUCACUCGAGCUCAAUUCCUAGAUCGAGCUUCCCGCCUAUCAAUACCAGUACAGCCACAAAAUGUCUAGACCUAUCACUCCCAUAUCGCCUGCACGCAGCCCGUUUCCCACUCAACCUGAUCCCUCUCUGCAAUCUGCGCGACCGACGAGCGUCCGACUACCGUCUUCUCGGCCAACCUCCUACAUCGGCACCCAGCAUACUGAUGCCCCGUCAAAUUAUGAUCAUCCCAGCUCCUACCCCAACGAUCCAGGUGCGAUGUCGCAAACUGGCCUUGUACACGAUGGAGAAGCCGUGACUGGAGAGGGGGCUCCCAUGCUUCCUCGGUCAAACUCACAGAUGUCCGGGUCGCAAUCGCAAGUUCCGUCAAGAGGUGGAACUUUGAAGAAGAAGCCUUCCUUGCACAAGAGCGCCAGUCUCAGAAGGACGGCCAGCAAGAGAAGCAGUUACGCCGGAUCGGUACGAAGCAUGAAACUAGGCGAAAGGGAGAAGUAUGGCGAAACCGAAGAGACGAACAGUGUCUUCUACUGUCCUGUUCCUACCUCGGGAAAUCCCACCGAAAUUCUAGCGAACAGGUUUCAAGCGUGGCGCAAAGUCCUGAAAGACAUCAUCAACUACUUUCGCGACUUACACAAGACAUACGAGAUGCGGUCGAAAGCUCUCAUGUCUACGUCAAACGUGGUCAACAAUACGUCGAUGCCGCCGAACUUUUUGUCUUCCGGAGGAAUCAGCGAGGCCAACUACAUCUUACGUGACUUUCAUAAACAGGCUCUCAGCGAGGCCAACAAGGCGCGCGACCUCGAGAACGAAGUCAUCGUUCAACUGACCGGUCUCCGGAGCGACCUGCAACAGAAAAUCAAGGAGAUCAAGAGCUUGUCUGGUGAUUUUAAGAAUUCAGUAGACAAGGAACAGGAAACGACCAAAAGGGCAGUUCGAUCUCUCCAAGAAGCACUGGGUAUGGUUGAUACGGAUGCCGCAUCUACUAGUGGGAAGGGGGAUCCAUUUUUGGUCAAAUUGGGCGUCGACAAACAGAUCGAAAGGCAGAUUGACGAAGAGAACUACCUCCAUCGAGCAUACUUGAAUCUGGAAGCCUCUGGUCGCGAACUCGAAUCAAUUGUGGUUGGAGAGAUCCAGAAAGCAUACAAUGUUCUAGCCGGCAUUCUCCGCCGUGAAGCUGACGACGCUUAUGAUACCGCCGAGAAACUCAAGGAAGGACCCCUUGCGAUGCCCAAGGACCACGAAUGGGACGAAUUCACAACAAACAAUAACCAGAUGAUCGACCCUCGCCGGCCGAUUCGGCAGAUAGGCAACAUUGUUUAUCCUGGCAAGGAUCAUCCGGCGGCCAUCGAAGUGCGAAGUGGCAUGCUCGAAAGAAAGAGCAAGUACCUGAAGAAUUACACUCCCGGAUGGUAUAUUCUAUCACCAACUCAUCUACACGAAUUCAAAUCGGCCGAUCGUGUCACCAGCCAAACUCCGGUCAUGUCACUAUACCUACCGGAGCAAAAAUUGGGCACACACUCCGAACCCGGAUCCUCGUCACACAAAUUUAUGCUUAAAGGGCGACAAACCGGUUCAAUGCACCGAGGUCAUGCUUGGGUCUUCAGAGCGGAGACCCACGACACCAUGCUUGCAUGGUACGAGGAUAUAAAAGAACUCACCUCGAAGCGUGGCGAAGAACGAAACGAAUUCGUCCGUCGAACUCAUGCCCGAUCCCUGUCUGGAAACAGCAUGAAGCCAGCGAGCAUAAUUAGCUCCGAAGGCGGUAUGGAGGAAGACGAGGCCGAUCAAAUCGCAUUUGCCGGAGAGCAAUCUGUCCGGGGAAACUCUAUCGCAAAUGAGACCGACAUGGCUGGAGCCACUGGACUGGGUGUCCUCGGUGCAAAUGAGGUCGAGGAUUCUAGGUCAGAAGCAGGAUGGCGUCCUCCUCAGCAACGACCAGCACCAGGUGGGCGUUUUCCAUCCGACCUCAACAUUCAGCGAGGCUUACAAGCACCGCUUUCCCCAUCUAGUGGAGCCAGUUCUGACCAAGACCGAGAUGUUAUAGCAGCCGCAGGAUCCCUUCCCGGAAGUGGCGUGCCCUUCUCGAACAGUCCCGACAGGCAUACAGAGCUACAGCCAGCCACUGCACCAACCGUACCUCAAUCUAACCCGAUGAACACUAAUAGCCACUAUACCGCUGGCCAGCACCCAAAUAUCAUGCCUGCACACACCACCAUCUCACCGACACAGGACACCACCAGCCAAUACGGCGAAUGGAUGGCGCCGAUCGCAGCAGGCGCGGGAGGCGCUGCAGUUGGAGCUGGUGUGAUGCAUCACCAUCAGAAUCACCAAGAACAGGUGCCGCCUGAGAAUAUUAACAGCCAGAUGGACGGAGCAGCGGCCAUCCCAACCUCAGGUCAAUCUUCUGCUCCGAUACCGGUCGCGACCGCCGUCCCUGUCAAUGCUCCAAGCGGUCCUCGUGCAAUGAGCGAAUCGACAACUGCACCAAGUUCAGCCGCCGGAAAUGCUACAUCAUCUGGCACGGAUACUGCGACUCUUUCGACAGUGCCUACCAGUACAGGCCUGCCUGCGGGCAACGAGAGUAUGUUUGAUGCGAAUGGAGUCUUCACUGGGCCGAGAACCGCCAAGGGUGCACCCACAGACUAUGUCAUCAGGCCCUCGGAACGAUCCAAGAGCCAUACCACCAUCAGCGACCUACACGUUCCUGGGGAGUUUCCAGCUACUCCUGGUCUGAACGAAGGUCCUAGAAUGUAUGGUGAUGUGAUCCAAAAUUGAGGCAGGACAGAGCUCCGAAGGUCUCAAAUUGCUGCAAGGGUGGCUUGAGGAGUUGGGAAUGCAUACACGCACGGGACUGGGAUACUAGGCAGGUUGAGUAUCAUUUUCAUAUCAUCUGCUGGUGGUAUGUGAGCAGGGUAACACACAGAAGGGGUCGGUUCACUGGUGGGAGGUUAUCUUGUUGAAAGUUCAGUUUGCUGUUUUUUCUUCCUUCUGAAAGAUACCACACGAUCGUUCUCUUGUUUCUGCGUUGGUUGGUUCUUUUUCCGCUGUGCCUGUUCCGAAUGGUGAGGAAAACGACCAAGUAUGCCGGGUUGCUUGACAUAGUUUGAACAGCAUUGACUUUUUUCCGCUCUACUCGUUCGUAUCCAAGCGAUAAAAAGGCCAACUAGGCAAAGAUCCGAGUAGUCGAAAAUGUCAAGCAAGAAUAGCGUUCUAAGGACAGCCAGGGAUAGCCAGGAAUGGUAAAAAUACAUGGAAGAAACGUCUUGAACUUGAUGAAUAUUAUUCAAUGCCUUGCCUGUGACAUUUUUUUGCUGAUGGUGAUCGUGAAGAAGGGGCUUUGGUUGCGUGGUUAUUUGUAGUUUUUUGGUCAUCUUAUUAGACAAUCUACCUGAUGCCACAAGUACGAAUGAUGACCAGAUACCUCUUUUUUGGUUCGAG